Molecule: messenger RNA, 252 nt
Organism: Theileria orientalis strain Shintoku
Lineage: Eukaryota; Apicomplexa; Aconoidasida; Piroplasmida; Theileriidae
Exons: 1
Coding region: 1-252 (83 amino acids)
Source: RefSeq, a predicted model, not a curated record
AUGGCUCUUUGGGGGUAUAAUUUUAAUAAAGAAGCCAGGUGGCAGAGGAACAGAAAAGGCUUCGCUCUGUUUUACAUUUCAGCAAUGUUUAUUCUCCCUUCCUUCAUUUAUUACGUUUUAGGCAAUCCAGCAGUUUCUAAUUAUUACUUGAAGAACGUAAUGCCCGUCGAGUACCCUCCCGAAAGCGACCCUAGAAUCAUCUCAAAGAUAUAUCAUGGAAAGGGGAACGACCUGGAGAAAAAAACGGAAUGA